Messenger RNA from Acanthosepion pharaonis, 492 nucleotides. The record is from the annotation of a GenBank genome assembly. NCBI's taxonomy places the organism in Eukaryota, Metazoa, Mollusca, Cephalopoda, Sepiida, Sepiidae.
AUGUCCAAUGCCUCUUCUCCCGUCAAGCUCCAGGCCAUUUCUUGCUCAUUUAUUAAAGCUAUUUCUUCGUUGCGUUCAACGCUGUCGAGACAAAUUGUUCAGCGGAGCGAAUUUUCUGUUCUCAUUCCGUUUCUCGUUUAUGUACCUCUACCAGCAUCUAUCUAUCUGUCUAUCUAUCUAUCUAUCUAUCUAUCUAUCUACUUGGUGACGUUUGGCUUCUGUGGUUGUUCGAACCUAGGCAAAUGCCAGAAUUCUUUCUUUGGUAAUUAUUUCCGUCUUUUUAUGUCUAUUAAUAAUUCUCUUUUUCUCUUUUCUCUCUCUCAAACCGCAGUUAAUAUUUUUCUUUCUUUCUUUCUUUCUUUCUUUCUUAGCGAUUUUUCAUUACAUUUUUCUUUUUCCUUCUUUCUUGAUGUCUUUAUUUUAUUUUUUCUAUCUCAGCCUUUUUUUCUUUCUUUGUUUUUCCUCUUUCCUCAAAUCUUUACCUUUUCCUAA